CCUCCUUGCGAUUGUGCAUACAUUUGCUCUUACUUCUGUGUCGAUUUGCGUACUUAACUCAUUUUGUACAUAAUCAUUUUUUUUUUUUAUCAUGCUGAUGUAACCAUUAUAUGAAGCAUUUCUUCGAUUUCACCAUUUAAUCAUUAGUUAAGUUGCUGCAUACUGUACAACAAAUUAUUCGUUCAAAUGCAUUUAUCUUUUUUCCGCCGCCUUAACGAGAAGAAACAUUCUCCUCAUUAUUUCCUUUUGUGAUGUUAUUAUUUCUGUUCUGUUCUCCACUUGUAUAACGCAAUUACCAUGCACAUGCAAUGAAUACGUCGAACGUGUAUAUGUACAACUAAAUCAUUAAAAAUUCAUUUGAUAUGUUUAAGAAUAUGAAGCAAAAGGAAACGUCCAUUUUUUGAAACAAGUUUGACCUUUAUUAAAAAUUCCCCAGGAUAUUUUUUUAUGUGCACAACGCUAAGUAUGAAAUAAGAAAAACAGUCCACGAUAUGGACAUGUACAUAUGCAUAUCAGUACAGGCAUCCGCUAGGGCAUACUUAUGAACGUACAAAGAUACACCUGUGUGCACCUUCUUCGCGAGUGUGCUAAUUCUGCGAAAUUGAUGUUUUAUUUUUUUUCUUAAUCCAAAGGGAACAAGUACACCUUACUAGGAGUAGCAAAAUGGGAAAAGGAAGCAACGCUUGUAAAAGGAACCAAGCAAGGGAGAGGAAGAAUGUGGAAGUGAAAGCGGGAAAGUCUCAGCUCAAAGCGAACAAAGACGCUCUAAACGUGAUUUGCAAAGUGUGUUAUACUGUAUUUAUGCAGACACAGAGCAUUGCACAGCUAGCCGAACAUGCCCAGAAUAAACACAAUAAGGAUGUGAAGGAGUGCUUUCCUGAUAAAUUUUAA
Messenger RNA from Plasmodium coatneyi, 891 nucleotides. RefSeq lists its product as uncharacterized. Lineage: Eukaryota; Apicomplexa; Aconoidasida; Haemosporida; Plasmodiidae. The record is from RefSeq and is a predicted model, not a curated record. The transcript has 3 exons. The coding region runs from base 664 to 891 and encodes 75 amino acids.